Menidia menidia (Atlantic silverside) is the source of this 4241-nucleotide messenger RNA. Lineage: Eukaryota; Metazoa; Chordata; Actinopteri; Atheriniformes; Atherinopsidae. The record is from the annotation of a GenBank genome assembly.
GCUGGAGCUUUAAGGGAGACACAGUCAGAGGGCCGGCCGGAUUUCGGUAGAGGAGACAGAUUUCUUAUGUCACGGAUUUGGGCGUGGCAAUAAGGUGGGCCCUUCAAAGCUAAACUGUUAGUGUUUAGUCUGCCUGACUACUCAUAGGAGAACACAGCAGAGUGGAAACGAUGUGAACGGGGACGGUCUUGGCCGGAAAGAUCAGGUGAUGACAGCAGUGAAACAAGAAAAGCAGUUUACGGAAGCGGCCUUGCACGCAGUGGUUUCAACCAAAAGCAAAGCCCCAUCCCCACCAGGACUGAAGAGGCUGGAUUCUCCAGGUUUCUCUCAGUGGCUUUCUGCAAAUCCUCAUUUGACGAUGGACCAGAUGGAGAACCUUAUAGAUAAAGAGCUUUCACUCACUGUGGUUCUGCCCGGUGGAGUGGAAAAGAUGACUGUAGUCCAUGGAAGCAAACCCUUAAUGGAUCUUUUGGUGACACUUUGUGGAAAGUAUCACCUGAAUCCGUCGAGCCACACCUUAGAACUGGUCACUGCCAAUCGAAACAGCAUCAAGCUCAAACCCAAUGCCCUUAUAGGAACUUUGGAUCCAGAAAAGAUCAUACUGAAACCUAAAGGAGAGGAUAAAAAUAAGAAGACGGGUCCUCACAUGCCUGAGGCAACUGUUCGGAUGGUCAUAAACUACAAAAAGACCCAGAAAACAAUAUUAAGAGUAAAUCCCAGAGUUCCUCUUACUGAGCUCCUACCAGCAAUCUGUGAGAAAUGUGAAUUCAACAUGGAUACCACAGUUUUGUUUAGAGAUGUCCAGUCCCCGGCCCCUUUGGACUUGUCCAAUUCACUUAACGAUUAUGCAAUACGGGAGGUUUAUGCAAGGGACACAAAAGGACAACUGGCUUCUCCUGUAGGCUCAAGUUCACCGACAUGUGCAGAAGCAGUCACCCCCGGAAAAGAUAAAAAUCAGAAAGAAAAAGAAAAUAAGGGCCUUUUCAGUAUGUUUAGAAAAAGCAAGAAAAAGUCAGAGCAGCCAACAACAGCCAGUGCCCCGGCUUCUCCUGUGCUCGUGAGUAAGCCUCGACCGCUCAGUAUGGCCUUACCCUGCUCAAAUUCAUCUCCGACCAGCUCUCCCACGUUCUCUACGGAUGUGCCAAAGAAGAGACGUGCACCCCAACCCCCUAUCCUGGUCUCUCAGAGCUGCCACUCAGACCUCAGCACCGCCCGGAGGCAUAACUCUGAACCUACUGCCCAACUCGACCGUGAUCAGAUGAUCAGUGUAAGUCGAGAGUCCUCAGCAGAGUCUUCACUGAAGAGAACCAAACGCAAGGCUCCUCCACCCCCAACAUCUCCAAGUGCUCUUGUCCAAGAAUCUGUUUGUCUAGAGGACACUUUGCAAGCUAUUACAACUGCUAAUACACUGGAGGAGAUCAUGGAGCAAGAAGAGACGACGGCAUCCGUCAAAUCUGCAACUGCUAGCAGCAGCCAGGGAGAAGAAAGCAGCCUGAACAUGUCGCCUGAAGAGUCACUGCAUAGCCCUUCCCCAGACCUCGAGACGGAGAGCACCGUGUCAGUGGAGGGCAGUGGGGAAGAUCAGUCUGUUGAUCUGUCCUCAGAUGGCAAUCAGCUGCAGAGUGAACUGAAAGAUUCUGCAGCUCUAAGUCCAAAGGAAACUGAUGCCAUAGAGUUUCCUGCGCUGACAGCUAAAGAUAGUGGUCCACUUCCAGUUGAAGAGUCUGUAGUUGACAGUGCUGUUAGCGAACACGGUGCUAGCAGCCUCCCUCUGCCUCCAACUCCGGAUGCAGAGGCACAGGCCUCCGUUCAAGCAAACACUGAAACCCUGCGGGAGUUGACUUGCAGGUUAGAGAGUUCAGUGGCCACCAGCACAUUGCGUCCCAGUGCCGAAGAUGCUCAAGUGCAAACAGAUUUCACACGGCUUCCAGUGCCUCCACAAGAACUGGCUGACGAAUGUCCGUCGUCAGCAGAUGUGCCUGCUGUAGAAACUUUGGGGGAAACAGAUAUGGCCACUUUGAGAGAGGAGCUGGAACCCUCUGACCCCAAACCUGCCUUAUUCCCCGACUUGGAGAUUUCAUCGUGCAAAGAUGCAACACCAAGUGCUCCUGCUGCAACAAAAGUGCCGUCUACGCUUCCUACAGACUCUGAGCCAAAACACAAGCCUUCCAACGAGCUGACAAGGGACUACAUCCCUAAAAUGGGAAUGACAACAUACACUAUUGUGCCACAGAAAUCUCUUGAGAAACUAAGAUAUUUUGAAGUUGCGCUGACACUGGAAGCACCUCCCGAAGCUCCAGCGGAAGGACGGGAUGUUUGUUCUCUUCAUUUGGAAGAGAGGAUGGGACAGAAUGAACAGACAGAAGUCUUGAAGGAAAAAAGUGAGCUGCAUCCUAAUUCACCCAGGGAAGACUUACUGACGAGCACUACUGCUACGACUACUGCCACAACGACAACUACUACUACGCCACACACUGUAAAUGGAAGCCUACCCGAAGCUACUCAUUCCUCAUCGCCAACAAGUUUACACAGCGCAGACAAGAUCUCAUCCUCAGCUAAUGAGGCGUCUCAAGCAGUUUCACCAGCAGAGGUCAAGGAGAUGAAAAUUCCACCCGCAACAAAACCUAAACCUACUUCUUUCCGCUUGGCACAGCACAAAAAAACACCUGGGUAUUACGUAACUUCGGCAGCAGAGAAAAAUCUUAAUGCCACUCCUGGCCUUGGCCUCAAGGAGACUCAAGGGAGAGAAGAGAGAGCAGCACUGCCCCCCCCUCCCCCUCCCCCACCCCCUCCCCCUGUGCAGUGUCAGGAGGAGACAGAAGGGGCCAGUAGUGUCCAGCCGAGCCCCAAACCACAUGGCGAGAAUGCCUCUUUCAUGAAGAUGACGCGGCAAAGUAGUUUGCCAGCUAGAGAGCCUACUGUGGGGUUGAGCCUGGAUAAAUUAAGGAGCUUUGCAGCUCCCAGACCGUAUUCUCCCGCAACUCCAUCCCGCUUUGCACAGGCAGUGUCCUCUGCCGUGAAAAGGAGCUAUUCCCUAUCCCACAGGCCAAAGUCACCUCCCUUCUCCGUGUCACCACCCGUCUCUCCAAUUACAAGUCAGUCAUCAGUCAGAGAUUCAGAAGGAUUAUCUAAACCCAAGGGUUCUGAAAAUAAAGACAUGGAUAAUGAUGACUUCACACUGCAGAGAGAGGCUGCUGUUGAAAUGACGAGUGAAAGCAGUCCACAGUGAUGUCUAUCAUCCACAGGAAGAAAAAGUCCCAUAUCCUGUGAUAUUCUUUCAUUUUACAUUUCAUAGCACGUCCAUCAAACUUUUUUGCAGGAGAACCUCCUGUUUUCCAAUUUGAGUUUUAGCUCAUGACACAAACAAAGAAAUAGUCUUUUGUGGUACCUGUUUUAGUGGUCUUCACCAGCUGAUUUAUAAUUGUGUAUUUUUCUUCGUUUUUUCCCUCACAUGUUUACGUAAUAUUCUUACAUAUUUUAAUGUUUCUUUUAUUUUAUGUUUGGACUGUUGUGCAUUUAAUGCAAAGUGUUAUGAGCAAUCGGUUAUAUCAGAUGAGAACAAUUCUAUAAAUUAUUAGAAUCAUUCCUAGAGCUAAUACUUUUAGGUUUAUUAUUAUUAAAAUGUAUUAUCUAAAAAAUACUUGAUGUUAAAGAAACACCACAACUGACCUAUGGUAAAUAUUUACACUUCAGAUAUAUUUUAAGUAUUGAGUUUUGAUUGAAAUGUAUGGAGACAGUCUACAGUGGACUUUUUCUUGUCUGUAAGUGUGAAUAAAGCUAGUACUCUGUCACUUGCUUAUCUUUAAAAGGGGUUGUCAUGAUUAUUUCCUCCUGUCUACUUCUAAAUCUUGAAUAUGUUUUUACAUUAGCUCUUCACCCAUCAUAACUCCAAAUACUAUGUUUUCAAUUUAGGAAAACUAAGAUUGUUGUCCAAGAGGAUGUUUCCUCUUGUGAGGAAGAGGAUUUGGCUAAAGUCUCUUGUGUUUGGUUAAGUUCCUGGAGGCUUGCCAAAGGGACCAGGGCUACAGGAGUUGAGGAAUUCAGCUGCGGCAACUCAUUUUUAACUGAUUCAAGCUUACUGACUCUUUAGAGGACUGCCAUUAUCUGUGCAUGUUGUUCAUAUGUGUAAAGCUUUUAUUCACUCUAAAGGACACUGAACUCUAUCAUUUACUGCCUUCUAAUUCUUAACCUUCAGUUAGCUCUGCACGCAUUAUAACUCCACAUACUAUGCUUUUAAUGCA